AUGUGCGACCGAAAGGCGGUGAUCAAAAAUGCCGACAUGUCGGAGGAGAUGCAACAGGACUCCGUGGAAUGUGCUACCCAGGCAUUGGAGAAGUACAACAUAGAAAAGGACAUUGCGGCCCAUAUUAAGAAGGAGUUUGACAAGAAGUACAACCCCACCUGGCACUGCAUCGUGGGGAGGAACUUCGGUAGUUACGUGACACAUGAAACCAAACACUUCAUCUACUUCUACCUGGGCCAAGUGGCCAUUCUUCUGUUCAAAUCUGGUUAA
Molecule: messenger RNA, 270 nt
Organism: Pipistrellus nathusii (Nathusius's pipistrelle)
Lineage: Eukaryota; Metazoa; Chordata; Mammalia; Chiroptera; Vespertilionidae
Source: the annotation of a GenBank genome assembly